AUGGAUAAUGCGUCUAUAAAUGUUAAAAUUAGUAAUAUUAUGAUGAAACAAUUUAAAAAUGCUAGUAAUGUCAUUUAAAUUGUAUAAGUUGUUUUGGGAGUUCAAAUAACCAGUGCUUUAUUUGUUAACCUAAUUCCUUUUAAUUAGGGUAAAAUACAUGCUUAUAAAAUUGUCCUCUAGGGUAUUAUGAGUUAUAAAACCCAAAAUCGUGUUCAUAAUGCAAGUAAAAUUGUGAUUAAUGCUCUUCCUCCAAAGAUUGCUCAAAGUGCAGUCAAGGAUACUUUUUUGAUUUUUAGACCUAACUUUGCUCUUAAAGAUGCUCAAAUGGUUUCUAUGCUGAUAUAACAAGCUAAACAUGCAAAAGUUGCUUACAGAAUUGUGAUUAAUGUACUGAUAUUAAUACUUGUAAUAUAUGUAAAAAUUCUUACUUCUUAUUAAAUAACUCAAGUUGUGUUGACAAAUGUCCAGAUGGUUAUUUUUCCAACAUAUAAAAAUAAAUGUGCUCAAAUUGUCCUUAAAACUGCUUGA
Molecule: messenger RNA, 528 nt
Organism: Tetrahymena thermophila SB210
Lineage: Eukaryota; Ciliophora; Oligohymenophorea; Hymenostomatida; Tetrahymenidae
Product: transmembrane protein, putative
Exons: 1
Source: RefSeq, a predicted model, not a curated record